AUCUCUCUCAGUCGCUCGUGGGAGUUAGCGUAAAAGCCUAAACCCCUGUUUCUCAAACAGAGCACGAGAAGGUUCUUCUUCGUCUUAACAAGAAUCGAAAUGGCGGCGAGAGGUGCCUUGCUGAAGUACCUGAGAGUGAACGUAAACACAGUACCUGGAAACCCUAGCACCACCGCCACCAACCUCUUCUCCCUCUCCUUCAAUGCCAUACGCCGCCGUUUCUCCGAGGAGGUCCGAGGCACCUUCUUAGACAAAUCCGAAGUCACCGAUCGCGUCCUCUCCGUUGUUAAAAACUUCCAGAAAGUUGAUCCUUCCAAGGUUACACCAAGUGCCCAUUUCCAGAACGAUCUUGGAUUAGACAGUUUGGAUACUGUGGAGGUCGUGAUGGCACUCGAAGAAGAAUUUGGAUUCGAGAUCCCAGAUAACGAAGCAGACAAGAUCAGUAGCAUCAACCUGGCCGUUGAUUUUAUUGCUUCUCACCCUCAAGCCAAGUAGGGAGGAAGUUGACUCCUUGGUAUUUUUGUUUUCAUCAUUAGAAUCUUAGUAUUUUCUUAUGUUUCUUACAGAAAUGGUAUCUCCAUUUUAAUCUGUUUGAAAAGAAUUGUUUGGAGAGUUUGCUGUGUCGGCGAUGCUCACCUUUCAAUUAAUGGAAGGAAAUUAAUGGUUGAAUGCCCUGAACUGAAAUUGGUGACACUAGUCUUUCAUUCUAAUAAAAAUUCAUUUAG
Molecule: messenger RNA, 725 nt
Organism: Pistacia vera
Lineage: Eukaryota; Viridiplantae; Streptophyta; Magnoliopsida; Sapindales; Anacardiaceae
Product: acyl carrier protein 2, mitochondrial
Exons: 2
Coding region: 100-495 (131 amino acids)
Biological process (GO): fatty acid biosynthetic process
Cellular component (GO): mitochondrion
Molecular function (GO): acyl carrier activity; acyl binding
Source: RefSeq, a predicted model, not a curated record